Molecule: messenger RNA, 1254 nt
Organism: Peronospora farinosa
Lineage: Eukaryota; Oomycota; Peronosporomycetes; Peronosporales; Peronosporaceae
Source: the annotation of a GenBank genome assembly
AUGGGUUUUUGUUUGUCCAAGUGUUUACCUGACAGUGAUAUGGCAGCCGAAUUGGAGGCUGAGCUUGAUGAGUCUCGUCAUAGCUACGUCCAGCAGUCGAAAGAGCAGUCGACUUUUGGCACCACGUCGUUAUUGGCGGCCGAUGAAGUGGUGUGUCUUGAUGUGAUUGGAGAGGGACCAUCCGGUGUGAUUUACAAAGGCUCGUACCGUGGAAGUGUCGUGGCCGUUAAGAAAAUGAAAAUGAUUUCGUUGCCAUCCAAGGCUUCCGCCAGAGAGAACGUAGAGAUGGAACUUGAAGUAGAAGCUACACGCAUGGGCAGUCUACGACAUCCUAAUACGGUGCUUUUCAUGGGCGCGUGUCUGCAGGAGGACUACUUUUGCAUUGUUAGUGAGUUUUGCACUCGAGGUUCGCUAUUUAACGUGCUACACGCUCCAAAGGCAUCACCCAGUAGAAGGUACAAGAAUAAAGGCUCAGAGCCAGUCGCGCGAACACAUUCUGCCAGUUCAGCCAGUGGACCAAGUACUACCAGUGAUGCUGAGGUAAAAAAGAAGGUAAAUCUCAAGUGGAGUUUACGGAUACGACUCGCGCUGGGAGCAGCAAGAGGACUUCUUUAUUUACACAGUGCCGAUCCGCCUCUUGUUCAUGGACAGCUCAAAAGCUCCAACAUUUUAGUGGACGACUCGUGGAACGCCAAGCUUGCGGACUUUGGGACGAGACGGGUGGCCGAGGCAGUUGGUUUUGAUAGGAGUAGAAUGAACAGUAUUGACGAACGCUCAGCGCUGCUACGGUGGACAGCACCGGAGCUUUUGAGGCUAGGCGAGGAACGCAUUUUAAAAGGAGCGUUUCCGAGCGACAGCUCUAGUCCUCAGGCCGUGGACAUUUUUAGCUUUGGGCUGGUCAUGUGGGAGCUCACAACCGGUGAUUUGCCCUAUGCAGACAUGCACUCGAAUGCUGAGAUCAGCGAUUAUGUGCUAUCAGGCUGUCGACCAAUGAUAAAGUCCGGCCAGUGCAAUAUCAAGUGGGCAGAACUCAUGGCUAGAUGCUGGUCACAUAACCCAUCAAAGAGACCAAGCGCUGCCGAAAUUGUGUCAUCACUUGAGAGCGUUAGCAAGGCUGAUGCCGUUGCACAAUCAGCUAAGAAGGAGACGCGUGUUGUUAACAGCAACCGCGCCGACUACCGUUUUGCAGAUAGACCACGCUCACGGUCGAAGGGGCCCUCUAAAUUUCAAAGCAACGUACGCGUUGGUAUGUAA